Messenger RNA from Letharia columbiana, 798 nucleotides. RefSeq lists its product as uncharacterized. Gene Ontology annotation, molecular function: nucleoside triphosphate diphosphatase activity. Bases 1 to 798 code for a protein of 265 amino acids. NCBI's taxonomy places the organism in Eukaryota, Fungi, Ascomycota, Lecanoromycetes, Lecanorales, Parmeliaceae. The transcript has 3 exons. The record is from RefSeq and is a predicted model, not a curated record.
AUGACAGAUGCAAAGUAUGCACCUGCACCCGCAGAACCACCGCCGAGCUAUGAGACUGCCGCGCAGCCACCUCCACCUUUACGGCUCCCUCUCCCCCUAGAUCUCCCUUUGAUCAAUACCCUUCGUGACAGAAGGGUAAUUCUUGCCUCUGCUUCUCCACGGCGGAAGCAGCUGCUGGCACAGAUCGGUCUCACCAAGCUCGAAAUCAAACCCUCCACUUUACCCGAAAACCUCCCAAAAUCACUCCCCCCUUUCGAAUAUGUUCUCCAGACCGCCACCCAAAAGGCCAUGCAUGUCUACUCGUCUGAAUUGGAUAACACCGAACUUGGGGAGCCAGCUGUCGUCCUCGCCGCAGAUACAAUCGUUGUUUCACUUUCAGGCCAAGUCCUCGAGAAGCCUCGGUCCGAAGCCGAUCACAUCGCCAUGCUCAAGAUGCUUAGAAACAGCGGCUACCAUAGAGUCUAUACCGCUGUAGUGGCCAUGGCGCCAUUGGCUAGUGCGCGACAUCCGGGAUACGCCUCGGAAAGCACGGUGGAGGAGACGACGGUAAGAUUCGGACGUGAUACUAGCGACGAAAUGCUGUUGGCCUAUGUGCGAACGAGAGAAGGAGCGGAUAAGGCAGGCGGUUACGCAAUACAGGGUGUUGGCGCCAUUCUGGUGGAGAGGAUCGAGGGGAGUUGGGACAAUGUUGUGGGCCUACCAUUAAGAGCAACGCUGGAAUUGAUCGAAAAGGUCUUGGGCCAAAGCGAAGAGGAAUUGGAUGACGAAUCUGCUGGGCCCGAGGAUUCGGAUGAGUGA